AUGGGUAAGGCAGCUCAUCCCAACCACAAAGAUCACUGUGUCGUUUAUUAUUAUCGAAACCAAGAGGCUCUACAAAGAAAGGCCUGGGAAAGAGCUCAACGUUUGAGGGAGUACCGGCGACAAAAUGAGACACCAGAAGAAGCAGAUGCCAGGAAGGCGAGACAUAGAGCUGCAGCGGCCAAGUACCGAGGGACCCACCAGGCCCAAAUAAAUUUUCGGGUGUGGCAGCGAGAUCCUAAAAAUGCCGAGAAGCUGCGUGUUUCGGCAAAGGAACUCGCCCCAAUACUGGCUGCCAUGGAUGGAGCUAGCGAAAGCCUUGAAUCUGGAAACUCAGCCGAUACACGCCCCCAUCCUCAACUUAUAACAUGUUUCAACGUGUCCAGACGUUCCGUUAAUCUGGGAAUCCACUCAGGACUGGGUGUCCUUGUGGAUGACAGCCUGAUGUCAUUCAAGAUGACGGUACUACUGCCCCAUGACCAAUUCUGCUUCUCGAAACUCCUCAUCGACAGCAUCCAGCUUGAGGAGGGUUUUAUGUAUUUGUUCGGCUCUUCACCUCUUACCUCUCCCGAGCACUCUCUCCCUCCCUCCUCCGCAUCCUCGCCUCUUUCUACCCCACCCACCUCACCAUUGUCAUCACCGCGAUUGCUCGCUUUUCCCAUCAUGACCAAUGACGACAACGUGCCACUGCAGUCUCUGCCAUCGCAGUCUAUGGCACCUGUCCAACUUGGCCCACCAAACCGACCCACGCAUGCAAAGCGCCAGGGCCACGCCGAUCGGACAGUACUUUACAGUGCCCCUCCCAUUCCUGCAGGAAUCCACAGGAAUCCACAGGAAUCCACAGGAUUCCACAGGAAUGGAACAGGAUUCCACAGGAAUGGGACCGGAAUCCACAGGAAUUCCACUGGAAUAGGACUGGACAGACUUAUCCUGAUAACUUAG
Laccaria bicolor S238N-H82 is the source of this 939-nucleotide messenger RNA. RefSeq lists its product as uncharacterized. Bases 1 to 939 code for a protein of 312 amino acids. The transcript has 9 exons. NCBI's taxonomy places the organism in Eukaryota, Fungi, Basidiomycota, Agaricomycetes, Agaricales, Hydnangiaceae. The record is from RefSeq and is a predicted model, not a curated record.